Telopea speciosissima is the source of this 1624-nucleotide messenger RNA. RefSeq lists its product as uncharacterized. The record is from RefSeq and is a predicted model, not a curated record. Lineage: Eukaryota; Viridiplantae; Streptophyta; Magnoliopsida; Proteales; Proteaceae. The transcript is spliced from 15 exons. Bases 69 to 1388 code for a protein of 439 amino acids.
GAACGAGUAGAAAAUAGAUCGAUCUAUAUUGUUUCAGGAGUUCACUGCAAUACUAUUAUACCCCGUCAAUGGCUUGCACAGAGGGAUUGGUGCCGAUCACGAGGACCUUUUUGGCACGUUACUACGACAAGUAUCCUCUCCCAGUUUUACCGGAGGAUGUAUUUCGUUUGUCUACCCAGCUUCGUGAGAUGACGAACGACUUGCAGAAGGAAUUUCCCCUCACUGAAGCUGAAAGUGUCUUGGCACGUGAAGCUGAUUGUCCUCCUCCCCACAAAAUUGAUCAGAACAUGUGGAAGAAUAGGGAACAUAUUGAAGAAUUACUUUUGUUACUGGAGAAAUCUCAUUGGCCUAGAGUGCUUCAACAGCAGUGUACACCUGAGGACAUGGAAACUGCUAUUGUUCUUGAAGAUCUAAAAACUAAAUUGCAUAAUUCUUUGAAGAUAUUGGAGUCAUUCCAAUCCAAAAAUGCGGAAAGUGUAUUCAACACAGUUAUGACCUACGUGCCACAAGAUUUUCGAGGUACAAUAAUUAGACAGCAGAGAGAACGUUCAGAGAGGAAUAAGCAAGCUGAGGUUGAUGCACUGGUUAAUGCUGGUGGAAGUAUACGUGAUCGAUAUGCUCUGCUAUGGAAUCAACAAAUGGAAAGACGAAGACAAUUAUCCCAGCUUGGUUCUGCCACUGGUAUUUACAAGACGUUGGUGAAGUACUUGGUUGGAGUACCACAGGUUUUACUAGACUUUAUACGACAAAUAAAUGACGACCAAGGACCCAUGGAAGAGCAACGUGAACGCUACGGACCGUCUUUAUACAGUCUUACAACCAUGGUGCUAUCCAUUCGACUGUUUCUUCAUCUCGUAUGGGGCCGGUUUGAAGCUCGAAAACUACAGAAGGACGAAGUUUCUGUUUUGGAACAAGCAGUGCAUGUUUACACUUCGGAGCUGGAAAGAUUCAUUAAAUUUAUUGGGGACGUCUUUGCAAAUUCCCCCUUCCUAAUUUCAGCAGAGGAUGCAGGUACUGCAGAAGCAAGGAAAGCUGAUGAUUACAGGGAGAUCAUCAUUCCAGCGGGGAGAACACAUGAGGUCUCAUUGACUGUCGAAUCUGUGAACUCAUAUAUUGCUUGGGAUUUCUCAUUGACACAAGGAAAAAUGAAUAUGGAUAUCGGCUUCAGUGUGGAGUAUAUUAGUUCUUCCGAGGAACGAACGCUGAUCUUGCCUUACCGGCGUUGUGAAUCUGACCAAGGGAACUUCUGUACAUGCAUGGCGGGACGCUACAAACUCAUCUGGGAUAACUCUUACUCGGCUUUCUUCAAGAAGGGACUGCGUUACAAAGUAGAUUCCAUACCACCAGUUGCAGAUCCAGCAGUGUCUGUGGGUGAGGCAAAAGAAUGAGGAGCUUUUCCAGGGAUGCCUACAUGUCAACAGUGUGUCCCAGAUUGAAGGCUCUGAUGAUUCAUGUCAUUCAUUGUAUUAUUAAUAUUAUUUUUGCAUGAUUUACAACUGCGUUCAAAGAAAUCAUUCUCAUACCUGCAUUUUGGUAUUAAUUUUGGACGAAGAACCUUUUACUUGUACUAUAAUUGUUUUGUCUAUAUUCCUGACGCCCAAUGUAAUCAGUUUCUUAAUUUUUC